AUGGCGCGAGACGAGGAACUCCUUUCUCUGUCCAGCUUCGGCGAGGACCUCAUCGCGAGCGGCACCUUCUCCUCCCUGGACUCCCUCGACAUCUUCUCUACCGCCACACUCACGAACCUGAAGCGCAAGCACCUAGCAGUCGCCCCCGAUGUAGCACCAGCCCCAACCCAGAAGCUUUCCCCUCUGGCGGGCUGGACUACCAUGUCUCGUUCACUAUCAGCGGCUUCCCCGGAGGUCCCGCUUGCCCCCGCCAACGAGCUGAUCAUUGGCGGCGCAGUCGUCAACAACGUCGCCCUCGUGGUGGGGGAGUCAAUCUCGAGCGAUCCCGCGCCCGAGCACAAGGACCAGGAUCUGUAUAGUGAUGUCAAGGUCCUGCCGGUGCCGGUCUCUGGGGUCCACCGAGGCGGGGGAUCGCUUCUGGUCGCCUCGAUCGGCAAAACAGCCGCGCCGCCCAUGCUGCUGCUGCCGGCGAAGAACGAUGCGGAAAUCGCCUUCCCCGAGGCAGCGAAGCCGGUCACGCUGCCGGAUGUCAAGAAGGAAAUCACGGCCGCGAAGGGGGAGGUCGGGGCCGCUGCGGUUGAUUCCUAUGUUCUCAGUGGCGACAUCAAGAACUUCUUCGGCAUCAAGGGGCUGAAGGCGAAGCUUUACUCCUUCAGAAGCGAGGAGAGCAAGAAGAAAGAGGAUGAGAAGAAGACAAAAAAGGGCGAGAAAGACGGCGACGAGAAAGAGGGCGCGGAGGCAAAACCUGACAAGAAGCUUGCGCCGAUCCAAGAAAAGGUCAAGCUGAAGGAUAUGGAUUCCCCGCUGGGCAUCCUCUUCCCCGAAAUCGAGCAGUCGACUAUCCAGAAACUUCCGCUCAAGAACCUGGAGUUUACCUACAGCAACAAAGAAAAGGACAGUCUGUUCCCGGUCGGAUUGCGACUCGAGGGUGAUUUGGACUUUAAGGAUGGCCUGCAGUUUGUCUCGGACGGGCUGAAGAAUGUCUUUGGUACCGACAAGGGGACAACCCUGCCUUCCAAGUUGCGGGUCAGCGCGUUGAUUGCCAAGGAGCGAGACUGGAGCAAGAAGCCGAAGAUUGAGGGCUUGGUUCUGCAGGCGUAUGCGGAUAUGACGUUGCCGAGGUGGGAUUUCCUGGAGUUUAAGACGGUAGGCAUCGAGUUGUUGGUGAGGAAGGAGGAGAAGAAGAAGAAAAAGGAUGACAAGAAGGACGGUGAGAAGGGUAAGAAGGGUGAGGAGGACGACAAGAGCGACUCGAGCAAGCAGAAAAAAGACGACAAAGAUAAGGGUAAAAAGGGAAAGGACAAAUUGUCCAAGGACGAAGGUAAGGAUGACAAGAAAGACAAAGAAUGGAAACUGGGAUUCGGACUAUUCGGCAAACUUAAUAUCACCAAACUGCCGAAGUCGAAGGGAACUCUGGAGGCGAGAUACUGGAUCCGGGGAGGUGACUGGAAGGACACAGGGAAAAAAAAGAAGGAUAAGAAGGAUGAUAAGAAGGACGACAAGAAAGACGAGAAGAAAGACAACAAGAAAGACGGUAAAAAUACAGACAAGAAGACUGACCGGGCAGUAGAAGAUAAAGAGGAGAAGGCAGAUGAUAAAACUAUAAAACUUACGUGGUCUGCAGUGCUCAUCAAUGUCGGCAAGUGGGAUAACUUCUGCGGUGUCGCAAACCUGAGUAUGAAGAAAGCGGAACUGCGCGCCUUCUUCGAACCAGGAGAGUUCAAAAAGACCUGCACACUGACUGUAGAGGGCUCUCUUGAGUUCCCUCAGGGUAGCCUCGAGGAGGAGAAGAAAGACAAGAAGAAGGAUCAAGAUGGAGAGGAGCCAGAUGGUAGCACAGAAACAGCAGAGAAAAACACCAAAGAGAAUGCCAACCUGCCUUCAGACACAAAACCCAAGCCGUCAGCAGCGACUGAAGGCCAGGCCAAAGGAAAGGAGUCAAAGGGCGAAGACAAGAAGAAGGAUGGCGACAAGAAGGAUGACGAAGACAAGGAGAAGCCAAAGAAUGCUACCUUGGAGAUCAAAGGCCAAUUGUCCAGAAAAGAUUAUCAUUUCGACGCCAAGGUGGGAAACUUGAAGCUCGAGUCUAUCUUGAAGAUCUACGCCCAUAUCCAUGGAGUCGAACCAAAGACUGAGGGCAUCCAGGACCACAAUUUAACCUUCGAAGAGCUGCACCUCAACAUUGGUCGGAAGCUGAAUAAGAAGGUGAGUGAGAAGAAAGCAGACAAGAAGAAGGGAGAUGAGAAGAAGGGAGAUGAGAAGAAGGGAGAUGAGAAGAAGGGAGACAAGAAAAAGAAGGAGGAUGAGGAAGAAGAGACGGAAUGGUCAUUUGAACUAUCCGGCAAAGUGAGCUUUAACGACGUCAAAAGCGUGCACGGCCUGAUUAAGUACGACAGCACCGGCUUGACCAUCGAAGGCGGGGUGGAGGAUUACAAAGUGAAGGACGCUGAUAUUACCAUCAAGGAGGCCCGGAUUGAUAUAUUCAUCGGGGCAAAGCCCAAAACCGACAAAAGGCUAAAGGAGCACAGCAAAAAGGGCUCCUUGAAUGAGUCUGACGCCGGUGAUACCGGCAAAGACAAGGAGGUCCUUCUCAACCGGGCGAGCAAGUUCUCCAUCAGAGGCAAGGUCACCUUCAGUGGAGUGACUGUGACGGUGGCCUUCCUCACCGAGCGUAAAGAGACAAACAAAAAGUCGAAGCAGGCUUCUGAACGCGAGUGGAUGAUUUAUGGUCUGGCUGAUACGGACCUCUGCCUGGCAGAGCUUUGUGACACGCUUAAAGGCACCCCCCUUGAGAACCUCAAGUUGCGGAACAUCGCCGUGAUCGCGGCAUCUGGCGAGAUCAAGUCGGUAAAAGAGCUGAACACCCUGAAGUAUCCGAUCCGGAAAGGAAUCUCAUUAUGCGCGACUAUACUACCCCUCGAUGAGCUCAACACCCUUGCCAAAGAGAAGGUGGAUGGAUUAGUUCUAUGUGCCACCAUUCAGCAGAAAUUGGACCUCAAGAUCUGCUUGCCUUCGUCGAUGGAUAUCCAUUUUUCCCCAACCGUAACACUGGGCGAUAUUGCAGUCGGCAUUGAAAUCAGCAAGAACCCUAGUCUGUCGCUCGAGGGCGUUUUGACUAUCCUGAUGGAAUCGGGCCAGGAUCCAUUAGUCCUCGAGGGAAUGGUCCGAGCAGGGGUGCUGAAUGCCUCCGCUUCGGUUGCGACUAAACAGCCCUGGGUGAAUCCCUUCAACGUCAGCAAAGAGGUCACAAUCGCAGACUUCCGGGUCGAGAUACUAAUCGAAUAUGCCAAGUUCCUGGAAGUCGGUCCCUCGAAACUCGGCCUCGGAGGGCAGCUCGAAGUUGGAGAUUUCGAGGCCGGGGCAGCAAUGGUGAUCAGCCACUUCCCCGACGACCAACUCAUCUCUGUCAACAUCUCCGAAGUCGACCUCAUCAAAAUAGUGCAAGUUGCCGGCAAGGUGGCCGAUAUCCCGCAGUUGGAAAUGAUGACGGGAGCAGAAGAAACGUUCGUGUUCACAGACGCCAAGUUGUACGUCUCGACGGGGGCGACCAUCGCCGACAAGGAGUAUCCGCGAGGCAUCUCCGGCGGCGGCAAGCUGACGGCAUUCGGCAAGACGGCCGAGUUCGAGCUGAGCAUCGGUGCUGCGGGACUGGACUUCAAGGGCGCGAUCGACAAUUUCAGCUUGGGCCCGCUCGUGGUCUCGUCGGCCAGUGGCGAACCCCGGGCGAGCAUGGUGGCACUCAUGACCAAAGAACAGCAGGUUGUUAAAAUAGAUGGAAUGGUGACCUGCUUUGGAGUCGGGCUGGUUACCCUCGUGGACAUCCAGCUGGGAACGGAGACUCCUUCGUUCAACGCCUACAUCGCUGUACAGUUUACCAAAGCAUUCACGAUCAGCCUGCAGGCGACGACCACGGACUUUAGCAGUGUGCGUGACCUAGCCAACCAGGGCCUCGACUUCCAGGCCGAGAUCCAUGGCGAUCUGUUUGACAUGAUCUGCGAGAGCAUCAAGAACAUGAUCAAAACAAUCGAGAAACUGGGCACGGAUGGCAUUGAGUCCGUUCAAAACCUCAUCGGGGCCAAGAUUGCGGAGAAGCAGGCCGAGAUGGAUCGGCUGGCAAAGGAGCUGGAGGAUGCACGGGUAAGACUUGAGGCAAACCGUAGCCAGCGUCAAGUGGAGAUCAAGAAGGAGGAGACGAAGCGGAAACAGGCACAGGAUGAGAUCGCGCGGUUGAGACAGAAUUUGGCCACUGCUAAGAAGAACAAGUCCAAGGUCGAAGCAGAGUUGAAGCAAAAGGUGCAGCGGGCGGAACUGGACAAAGAGUCUCUGAUUCAACGGAAGAGAAAGGAGUACAGCGACAAACUGGAAGCGGCCAAGGCGGAGGAGGCUCGAAAUCGCAAGGAGCUGGAGAGGCUGAAGAGGGAACAAGCGAACCGAUAUGGAACGGACUUCCUGAAACGGGCAGAGUUGGCUAAGGGCGCCUGGUAUGAGAAGAUGGCGAUCGAGAAGGCCUCCUGGGCGGAGGUCCAAAAAGCGUAUUGGGCGAAAUGCAAUGCGAAGUGGUAUAAUUUUGUCCCCUUGGCCGCGGCAUUGGAGGCAGAGAACGCACGCCACGAAAUUGUCAAGGCAGCUACUGCCGUUUACCAUGAAACAGCCAAGGGAUUUGAUGCCACAAUCAACUCCGAUGCCUUUCAGGGCCUCGUCACCGGGAUAGAGAAAGCAGCUGAAGCAGCUGAGAACGCUGCGAAGGGUAUUGAUAACAUUAUCAAAGGCGGCGGAUUUGACGGUUUCGUGAGGGCGUUUGUAGAGACGGAAGACAGAAAGCUCCAGGCAGCGAUCGACAAUCUACAUGCGAUGCAGAGUGAGAAUAGCAAGUAUCAGAAGGCGAUUCGGGAUGCACAAGCCAUCCUCGACAAGAAUGGACCUAACCUGGAAGCCGAGAUUCGAGCUGCGGAUGAGGCAAUCACCCGCAUCCACGAAGACGCAGAGCUCGCGAAGCUCCAACGAGAGUACGACUAUCGGCUCAAGGUUCAUGAAGAGGUCCACAAUGCCAUCAAGCAGAUGGACGCGGGGCUGGAAGCCCUCAAAAAGGACUGGCAAAACGGCAUGCAAAAGCUCCAGGACUUUGUGAACGAGAUUCAAAAAAAGAUAUCCUCCGUCUUUCACAUCGAGAAGAUCGUGGUUGGUGUCCACACUCAUGCUCUGGUCAACGACAAGCCGCUCCUGUUCAAAUUCCAUGGUACGGUGGCUAAUAGGAGUUUUGAGGUUGAGGCGGAGUGGUCGCCAAAGAUAGCCAUCGGUGACCUUUACAAGAAGGUAACCAACGAGAUCUUGAAAAUUUGCUAAUCGGUUGCGUACUUCCCGAACGGCUCUCUCUAUACACGAAGAGUUGGAUCAUGCUCCAAUUCAUGGUCUUUGAUUAGUCCCUUUAGAGAGUAUCAGGCGCGAUAGCUAGAACUAUCCUGGAUUAAGCUAUACAAACCGUCUUUUGCAGUGGAGCAGUGAGGUCUUAAGAAACGGAUUUGGAAUUUUAGUGCGCAGAUUCCAUACAGUCAAG
Messenger RNA from Aspergillus uvarum CBS 121591, 5554 nucleotides. RefSeq lists its product as uncharacterized. The record is from RefSeq and is a predicted model, not a curated record. Lineage: Eukaryota; Fungi; Ascomycota; Eurotiomycetes; Eurotiales; Aspergillaceae. The transcript has 14 exons. The coding region runs from base 1 to 5343 and encodes 1780 amino acids.